GGGGGGGGCUGCCUCCCCCCCUUUUCCCCCCUAUGGGGGUGUGCUGUAGGUGGGGUCGGAGGUGUGGUUUAUAACAGGAUGGGGCCUGGUCCUUAUCAGGGGGUUCCAGGGGUGGCAGCGGGUUCAGACCCUGCUGAGCUCUGGGACCACGUGGGAGCCCCCCACCCCACUGUACCCCAGCACCGGGCCAUGGCUCUGCUGCUCCUGGCUGCCAUCCUUGCCCUGCUGUGCCCUUCCGUGGUGAGCGCACCCUGCAGGGGCUCAGGAUGCCCUUUGGCAGGGAUUUUUGGCUCAGGGGGAUUCCCUUUGCUUUGCUUUGGGUGCUUGGCUGGGCAUCUUUGUCCUUGAAGCUCUGAAAAGAAGGGGAGGAGGGGAGGGGGGCAGCGGCGCCUUUGUGGGAUGUUCUGAAUUACCCUCGGAGCAGGGGGUGCUGAGGGGUCUUUGGUAGGGGUCAGUUUGGAGGAGUUUGGGGGAUGGAUGAGGGAUGGCGGUGGGAGGAAUCCCAAGGGCGUCCUUCCGUAGGGUGCUGGCGUGCAAGCAGGGGCUUUGGGGUGCUGUGGGGAACUGGAAGGAGAAGGGGGGGAUUGGGGAUCCUGAUGCCCACCUGCAGGUGCAGCUGGCUGGGGUGCUGGAGCUGCGGGUGCUGUCGGCGUGGGGGGGGCCGUGCAGGGGCCCCCCUUCUUGUCGCCUCGUUUUCCGUCUCUGUUUGCGCCCCUCCAUGGGGAUUGGCUGCAGUCUGGGGGCCGCUCAGAGCCCCCCCGGCCCCCCUCCAACCCCAGGGGCUCCACGCAUUCUUCGCUUGCCCUUCGCCUUCCCUUGGCCGGGCACUGUCUCCCUCAUCAUCGAGUCCUGGCGGCUGGAGGAGGCCAAGGGCCCCGGAGGUCCCCAGAGCCGGUUGCUGGGACGUGCGGUGGCACAGCAGCGCUUGGUGCCGGGGGGUCCGUGGCAGGGGGGUGCCGGGGGGGGGCUGCGCUUCAGCACUCGCCUGCGUUGCCGCCUUCCCGCCCGUGGCCCCCGCUGCCUCCCCCCCUGCUCCCCCUGCAUCCGUCGCUGCCUCCCUUACUCUGCCGCCUGCCGCGUCCCCCCACGCCGUCGCUGCCGGCCUCUGUGCUGCGCCCACCGUGAGGCUGUGGGGGCUGAUGGCCGGGGCUGCACCCUUUCCAGCGCUAACAGCACGGUAAGAGCGACGCUUGCGGGGCUGCGCUGCGACCCCCCCGGCCCAAUAUGGCCCCCGUCACCCAAAGCCCCUGAAACGGCGGAGAAAAUCCCCGUGCCGGAUCCGCUGCCGGAGGCAUCGCCGUCACCCUGUGCCCUGGGGCCGUGCUUCAAUGGAGGCGCCUGUGCGCCUGCCCCCAACUCCGGGGCUGGCUACAGCUGCCGCUGCCCCCCCGGCUUCCACGGCUCCAACUGCGAGCGCCGUGCCGACCGCUGCGCCAACCGCCUCUGCCUGCACGGUGGGCACUGCCUGGAUCUGGGUCACAGCGUCAUCUGCAAAUGCCAACCCGGUUUCUCGGGGGCACGAUGCGAAAACAACGUGGACGACUGCAGCCCCAACCCCUGUGCCAACGGCGGCACCUGCGUGGACGGCACCAACAGCUUCAGCUGCUCCUGCACCCUGGGCUACGCUGGAGACGACUGCCGCCAGCGCGCUGAUGCUUGUGCCUCGGGGCCCUGCCUGCACGGUGCUACUUGCUACACCCACUUCUCCGGUCACGUCUGUGCCUGUCCCCCCGGUUACAUGGGACCCCGUUGCGAGGAGGAGGUGGGGGGGGGCCCAGCUGCCCCCUACCGCCGGCCCCCGGCUCCCUUGGCCCUUGCCUGCGCCCUCCCCAUAGCUCUGCUGGGCCCUGGGCUGGGUUUGGUGCUGGCAGCUCGGGGGUGGCGACGGAGGCCAGGGGGCGAGAGCGGCCGCACAUUGGAGCCAAUGAGGGCCCCCAGCCUGAGCCUUCCUGGGCUGGAGCAGCAGCUGCCCCGUGCCUCUGCCACCCAGGUAGGGUCUGAGCAAGAGAGGGGGGCCGCCGUCCAGGCUCAGCACUUGGCUCUUCUUCGUUCCCCUUUUCCAGGUCUGAGGUGACAGUAAUGAACUUCCACCCCAGCCACGUCCUUUGGGGUCACUUCCUCCAUAAACCCCCUUGCGAGGUCCCUGCCGGCUGCAGUGCUGCUGUUCGGCCACGGCAGGGGAUGCAGGGAGGAUGCACAGCAGCUGGAGGCCAAGCGAGGAUGAAGAUGGGCCCCGCUGCGGGCCAACGGUGCUGCAGCUGGAGGCUGCGGGGGCUGCAGGCAAAAUACAGAGAGCAUCAUUUAAAAAACAAACAAAACCAGCAGAGGUGCAGAUGUGGAUUUGAGUCUUCGGUUUUGCUCCUAAAGAGCAGCUUUGAUGGAUGGGAUUUGUACCCUGGCAGAGAGAGCUGCGGGGGUGGCACCGUGCGGCCCAAGGGAGCAGCGGGGUCCAAGGGCUGCUGAGAGCACGGCUGGAGCAGAUGGG
Molecule: messenger RNA, 2485 nt
Organism: Lagopus muta (rock ptarmigan)
Lineage: Eukaryota; Metazoa; Chordata; Aves; Galliformes; Phasianidae
Gene: DLL3
Product: delta like canonical Notch ligand 3
Biological process (GO): Notch signaling pathway; establishment or maintenance of epithelial cell apical/basal polarity; heterophilic cell-cell adhesion
Cellular component (GO): plasma membrane; protein-containing complex
Molecular function (GO): calcium ion binding
Source: RefSeq, a predicted model, not a curated record